Messenger RNA from Clunio marinus, 234 nucleotides. The record is from the annotation of a GenBank genome assembly. NCBI's taxonomy places the organism in Eukaryota, Metazoa, Arthropoda, Insecta, Diptera, Chironomidae.
AUGUUGAGGUUCAUUUCGGCCAAAUAUUUUUUUACUAAAAGCUUUAACUUUCCACAAAAAGAUACGGAAUUGAGUUUUAGAGCCGGAUGGAAAGUUUCCACAAUGGAAGCUGAGGGAAGAAAUUUGAAUGCAAAACAAGCGAACGAUUUCCUUCAGGUGAGAUUGUUAACUCCCAAACUCGAUUUUUCACCAAUAGAACAAGAUAAAAAUGGAAUAAAAAAUCUUAUUAAAUGA